This is a messenger RNA of Mugil cephalus (flathead mullet), 3287 nucleotides long. RefSeq names its product B2 bradykinin receptor-like. Lineage: Eukaryota; Metazoa; Chordata; Actinopteri; Mugiliformes; Mugilidae. The record is from RefSeq and is a predicted model, not a curated record. The transcript has 4 exons. Bases 1142 to 2086 code for a protein of 314 amino acids. Gene Ontology annotation, biological process: G protein-coupled receptor signaling pathway; immune response; neutrophil chemotaxis. Gene Ontology annotation, cellular component: membrane. Gene Ontology annotation, molecular function: bradykinin receptor activity.
CUGCACCACCGCCAAACUCCGUAAGACAAGAAGAAGAAUGUGUUUCAUUUCCCCGCCAAGGUUGAAGAAUGUGCUGUUUGGAAAGAGGCCACAUAUUGAGAUGACUCAAACCUGUUUCUGUGGAGGAGGUCACUGUGUGUAUGGAAGAGUGCUCUCCCAGAGGUCACAGAAUACACAAUCAAAGGCUUUAUAGUGAUAAGUGCUGUUUCAUUUCUCUUUUUUCUUUUUUUUACCCUAUAUUUUGAGGUAUUAUUUAUUGGUAAUUUGUUUUGAAUCUAUUUUUCAGUUGAAUUAUAUUUAAAGAUCAAGGAAAUCCACUGUUAAGAAGCCUCGGGCAUGGAUGAAGUUGCCAGAGCUGAGGCCAUUGAAUACACCACUGUUGAUGUUCUUAAAGAAUAUGCUUCAAGUGAUGAACCAGUUUUUCUUCUGACUGGGCACAGCAUUCAUCCAGCAUAAAAUUGUGACAACAGAUCAACAUCGACCACUGCCAGCGGUGAAAGUUGAUAUAUGUUGGGACGAUGCAUCGUCAUAUAUGUUUUGUGAAUCUAUUGCACUUUAUGCAGAAUGUAGACAAAAAUAAUUUUGUUUUAAAUCCCAUUGUGUUUUGCAUAGUUGCGCAUUUGUGUUUUAUAUAAGUUGAACACAAUAUGAUUGUGUGGCACCGAUGUACAUAUUAAAAUUAAGUAAAUCCAUUUUACAUAAUAAAAUUGUGUUAGAGUAACAUAAUAUCAUUGAAUAAUACUACCAUUGAGAAAUCAAUUUGGAGUAACGGUUGAAACUCAGCUACCCUGGAGGUGAUGAAAUCACUUUAACCUUACACAAUAAAUUGGUGUUAACAGUAUCUUAAAAAUGUGUUGAAUCAAUAUGAUUCUUAACAAUUUUAAUGUAACUGAAAUACUUGGUUUGACAAGCAAUAACUGAGUGAGGGGGAAAAGAGAAACUUAUGUCAGUUGAACACAAUAUGAUUGUGUGGGACCGAUGUACACAUUAAAAUUAAGUAAAUCCAAAGGAUCUCUUUUUUUCAGUGUGCAUUGUAUUGUACAUUCAUGUGAUCGUCCCUUAGCAUCCAUGGCCUGAUGAUAGUCAAAUUAUUUGUUGUUCUCUUCUAGUUCUCUGCAACAGUCCUGACUCCCACGCGACAAUGGAUGGAAACCAAACCAAAACGAAUGCAUCUCUGUGUCUAUAUUGGCCCAUUGAGUGGCAUUACCUUGCAAGUUAUUGGUACAUCCUGGUCAUCUGUGUGCUUGGAAUUGUCUUUAAUGUGUUUGUGUUGACGGUUCUCUGCCUCCACAAGAAGGCCUGCACUGCGGCGGAGAUCUACUUGAGUAACCUGGCUGCUGCUGACCUCCCUUUGCUGUCUGCUUUACCUUUCUGGGCUCAAUAUGUUGUCAAAGUAUUUGAGUGGCCCUUUGGUAGAGGCCUGUGCAAAAUGGUCAAUGUUUUCAUGAUCAUGAGUGGCUACUGCAGCAUCUACUCCCUCGUUCUGAUUAGCAUUGACCGUUAUUUGGCGCUGGUGUUCCCGUUGUCCCAUGAAAGGCUGCGUAGGCCACUUCUUGCCAAAGUGGGAUGUCUAGUGGUGUGGGUGUUAUCCUUUGUCCUGAGUGUCCCUGAUCUCAUCUACAGGGAUGUUAAGAUAUACUCUGAUAAUUCUACCGUAUGCACAAUAAAUUAUCCAAAUUACGCUACAGAAAUGGGCUGUGAAAUAAUGCAAAUUAUGUUAAUAUUCAUUAUUCCUAUCUUCAUUAUUUCCUUCUACAGUCUUAAAACAUUUCAGGCUCUGAGAAAUAGGCCUAUUGAAGGCGUAAGCGUUCAGAAAAGGGCGAAGAAGGCCACUUUGCUCAUCGUGGCAGCCCUCCUGGUUUUCCUGAUUUGCUGGAUACCAUUCCACAUGAUGGUGAUAAUAUACAUAUUGGAAAAUGUUAAUGUUCUGAUGUUGACAUGUAACACUUUAAUCUUUAUGUACGUCUGGUACCCAAUCUCCAUGUACCUAAAGAUAUUCACCAGUGUUCUCAACCCCAUUCUCUACGUCUUUGUGGGGAAAAACUUCCGCAAAAAAGUUAAGGAAAUCAGCAAGUGUCAGAAAUGAGGAUGUCUCACACCACAUCUAAUGUGUUGCCUUUAAUAUUGUUAUAAAAAAAAUGAAGUCUGUUCAUUGGCAUAUUUAUCUGAUUAUUUGAUCCUUAUGCUGGAGGGCUGCCCCUCUCCUCCUCCGACUUUGACAAAUCAUAAUUGCCUAAGUCAUAUUUGAACGUUUUUGGAAAAUGAGAAACAACACAUUUUUUGGUAUUGGUAUUUUUUUAUUGAUAUUGUAACAGUAAGUCAAAAAACAACUUAUAGAAUUAGGCUAACGAAAUGUUUGUCUAAAGCGAUUAACAGUAUAACCACAGCAUGUUGUUGUUGUUCGGUAUCUUAAUACUUUGUUUCAAUUGAGUCACUCUGGCUUUUGCGCUAAAUAAUGUAUGUAUAUAUGCUUUGGCCGCUUGGUGAUAGUAAUUGAAAUAUUCAUAUAUCUCCUCACCAACUUCUGAGGAAAGCACCUACUAAGUGCUGGUCCAUUGUUGGGGUAAAAUAAUGAACAGGGAUCAAUGUUUGUGUGACCACAGCCAGUAAAACCUUUAGUGGCUUUAACUACAUUGCACUGUUUAUGUGGCUGCUUUUCAACCGCACCUCAGUAACAGUCACCUCCAUACUGCAUGCUGUUUCUGAACGUGUUGGUUUGUCAGGUAUUACGACAUGUCAUUGAGUCAAGUUUUUUCUGUGUGACUUCCACCUUUUAAACAUUUCAGUGUGAAAUUUAACGUGAAAGUAGAGCAAAGCAAAUGUGUUAACGGCAACAAGAAACAAGAAAAUGUUGUAUUUGCCGUUUUUUCUUUGUUUUUUUUUUUUGUUUUUUUUGACUCUGUGCUGUACUUAAUAUUCAUGCGUUAGAUUGGGCUCUGGUUAUCUUGUUGUACCGUGGGACACUCCUAAACGGAUUUAACCCGGCAAUCACAUCUGCACUCAAUCAUCUGUUGGAUAGGACCCCUGGGGCCAGCUUCCGCCCCAUCUGCCCUCCACUGUGCAUCAGUGAGCCUCGACUGUCCAUGGUUGUGUGGCCUGCAAAGUGUUUCUGACCACUACCACCUUCCUUGGACUUAUUUUAAUAUGUGCUGAUCAUUGAGGACCGGGAACACCGUCUCACAUAAGCUUCAUGAGGUUUUGAUUUUGAACAGUCACGUGGCCAGUUAUAAAAGGGUGUGCACAAGUGUACAGUUGUUGUCGUAACUGUAUAAAUAAAAUGUAUGGAA